GUAUUUGAAUUUUUGUUUUUUUGUACGACAAUUCGACGGUUCUAAUUGUACUAUAUUGACAAAGUGAAACUUUUAAUGAGACGCACAAUUUUUACAUGAGUUUUUAAGGUAAACGAUGAUUGAGGAUAUACCAUCACAUUCUCUAGACAUGGAUAAUUUAGUAGAAGAUGAUGAUGUGAUAUUCAUAGAUGAUGUUGAAGAAGUGGUAAAUGCAUAUGAUACAGGAGAUAGUGAAGAGGAAGAUGCAAUGGAGGAAGAUGAAGAUCUAGUUUUUGUUUUCAGAGGUCAUGAAUUAGGUUCCAUCUUUUGUGGUUCUUUGAGCAAAAAUGGGAAACUUGCUAUUACAGGCGGAGAAGAAGAUAAAGCUUAUGUUUGGGAUACAUCAACAGGAGAAAUUAUUUUGGCUUGCAUAGAUCACAAAGACAGUAUUAUUUUUUCAGCAUUUAAUCAUGAUGAAACAUAUGCGGCUACUGGAGACAUGAGUGGUAUAAUACAAGUUUGGAGAUUAGUUGAUAAAAUCAAGAUUUGGGAUUACAACAUGGGUGAUGCUACUUGGAUGAUGUGGCACAUAGCUGCAAAUGUCUUAUUAGCUGGAUCUAUUCAUGGGGAAAUAUAUAUGUGGAAAAUACCUGAUGGUGAUUGUAAAGUUUUUCAGGGAUAUGGUUGUCGGGCUGAGACUGGUGCAAUGUUUUUAGAUGGCAAACGUAUAGCAGUAGGUUAUGAAGAUGGAGUUAUUAGGGUAUUAGACUUAAAAACAUGUUCUGUAUUGUCAACUAUAUCUUCUGCACUGGGUCAUUCUUCUACUAUAACUGCAAUUGAUUGCUAUUCAGAUAACAAUUUAAUAAUUUCUGCAGCUGUAGAUGGAAAAACUAUAAUUAGUACAUCAAAUACAGGAAAGAUAGUUUCUGUUCUGCAAAAUUUUAAUAAUGUCAAGCAUGUUGUAAAUGAUGAUCAAGAUGCUGAAAGCAGUGAUGGAAAUAAUAAUUGGGUAGAGACAGUAGCUUUUUGUAAAGAUCCUACAUUUCAAGUUGCUGCAACUGGCACAAUAUCAGGAGAAAUCUUUAUCUGGGAUAUCUUAAAACAGGUACUUAGACAAACGAAAAUCCAAGAAAGCGGUGUAUCUAAGCUUGUGUGGAAGGGAAAUACCAGUAUACUAUUUUCGGCAGGAUUAGACGGCUUAUUGAGGUGCUAUGAAGCAAAAAGUGGUCAACGUUUACGUACAUUCUUAAGCCACAAAGCAGAUAUUCUUGACCUUUAUAUAUCAGAGAAUGGAGAAAAGGCAUUAACAACAUCCGAUGACUUUACAGCUAAAAUCUUUGAUAUUUCAUCUUUGUCUUAACAAAAUUUAUUUUUGUUGUUCCUCAGCGAACAAUUUUUU
Molecule: messenger RNA, 1378 nt
Organism: Eufriesea mexicana
Lineage: Eukaryota; Metazoa; Arthropoda; Insecta; Hymenoptera; Apidae
Product: angio-associated migratory cell protein
Exons: 8
Coding region: 116-1339 (407 amino acids)
Molecular function (GO): protein binding
Source: RefSeq, a predicted model, not a curated record